AUGAGUGGUAACGUAAAGAAAAAAUUUAAAGCUAAGGUUCCUAAAGAGAAAGGUGCUGAAAAAAAAGAGAUAGCCGAAGUACUAGCAAAAUAUGAAGAUUUUGACCAGAAAGCUUCAUUAGAAUAUUCAACUUUUAGUCAAUUUCCAAUGUCAAAAAAAACAUUAGAAGGUUUAGAAGAAGGAGGUUUUAUUAAUCCUACAGAUAUACAACGACAAAGUUUAGGAUAUUCUUUGACUGGAAAAGAUAUUGUUGGUGCAGCAAAAACUGGAAGUGGAAAAACAUUAGCAUUUAUUAUUCCUAUAUUAGAAUGUCUAUGGAAAAACAGAUGGUCAAAAACUGAUGGUUUAGGAGCUUUAAUAUUAACUCCAACUCGAGAGUUAGGAAUGCAAAUUUUCAAAGUUCUUAAUGCUGCUGGAAAAAAACAUGAUUUUUCGGUUGCUUUACUUAUUGGUGGUACUGACGUAAAUUAUGAAAAGAAGAGACUUGGGUCUAUGAAUAUUUUAAUUGCUACCCCAGGACGUUUAUUACAACAUAUGGAUGAAAAUAUUUACUUUCAGACAGAUCAAUUACAAGUUCUAGUAAUUGAUGAAGCUGAUAGAAUGAUGGAUCUUGGAUUUAAAAAUCAAAUGACUGCUAUUAUUGAAAAUAUUCCAAAAGACAGGCAAACGAUGCUUUUUAGUGCUACUCAAACUACUGAUACACAACAACUAAUUCAAUUUUCAUUAAAGGAUCCCGUUUAUGUACGUGUUCAUGAUAAUGCUAAAUUUGUGACUCCUGAUAAUUUGAUUCAAAAAUAUUGUAUGUACGAGGAGGAAGAAAAAUAUAACUUUCUUUGGUCUUUUAUUCAUAGUCAUCGAGAAAAAAAAAUUUUGGUAUUUGUUACUUGUUGUAAACAAGCACGUUUCUAUGUAGAAUCUCUUAAAAUCUUAAGAAUUGGUCUUCCUAUACUUGGAUUGUAUGGUACAAUGAAUCAAAACAAGAGAACUCAUGUUUUCCAAAAUUUUGAUCGUAUUAAUAAAGGAGCCGUUCUUAUUUGUACAGAUAUUGCAUCUCGUGGGUUAGAUUUUGCUAAUAUCGACUGGGUUCUUCAAUUAGAUUGUCCAUCUGAAAUUUCUGACUAUAUUCAUCGUGUCGGUAGGACAGCAAGAAAUGGAAAAAAAGGUGAAGCAUUACUUGUUUUAACAAAAAGUCAGGUCAAAAGUACUCUUGUUCAAUUAAAGGCUAGGAAUAUUCCUAUUUCUAAAAUGAUUUUUGAUCCAGAAAAAAUUAUUGAUAUGCGAAGAAAGCUUCAAGUGGCAAUAGUUCAAGAAAAAGAAUUAAAAGAUUUUGCUCAAAAAAGUUUUGUUUCAUACCUCAAAGCUAUCUAUUCAAUGAAGGAUAAAACUAUUUUUGAUGUUACCUCAAUUAAUUUCAAAGCACUAUCAGAAUCUUAUGGUCUUGUUACGCAACCAAGAGUAAGAUUUCUUGAUAAAAGAAUUGGAAAACAAAAUAAAGUUGGGAAUAGUGAAAGUGUUGGCUUUGAUGAAUUUGUCAAUAAUGAUAGUGACGAAGAUGGAGAUAUUUUCUCUGGAGUUAAAACGAAUAUUCAAAUUGAUGAUGCUGCUCCUGGAGAAUUGGAUGCACCAUCUACUAAAGUCAAAACUAAGGAUGUUAUGACAAAGAUAAGAGCUGCUAAACAAACUUUGAAAGCGGGUAUUUUACCAAAUAAACGAAUUGUUUUUGAUAGUGACGAUGAUGAGGGUCAUGUUGUUGUUCCACAAAGUGAUAAAAAUGAAAUUAGUACUUUCGAUAUUGAAGAAGCUAAACGAGAAAUGAAAGAGAUAAGUUCUCAGGAUCAAAAAGCUUAUAGAGAAAAAAGAAAAUUAAAGAAAUUGAAGAAAAAAGAAAAAGCAAGGAAAGCUGUUGGAGAUGCUGAAGUUGAUUUAGAUUUUGAAGGAAGCGAGAGCGAUGGAGGAUCUGUUGAUUUAUCUUGGCUUCCAGAUCCUGAUAAGAAGAAGAGAGUAAAUGAAUUUGGUGAAAUCGAAUAUGAAGAUGAGGAUGAGGAGAUUCCUAAUAAAAAACUAAAGUUGGCAAAAGUUAAGAAGAGAAAACUUGAGAGUGAUGAAGAAAAAGCUCUUGCUUUAUUGGGUUUAUAA
This is a messenger RNA of Strongyloides ratti, 2136 nucleotides long. RefSeq names its product Probable ATP-dependent RNA helicase DDX10. Bases 1 to 2136 code for a protein of 711 amino acids. Gene Ontology annotation, biological process: rRNA processing. The record is from RefSeq and is a predicted model, not a curated record. The transcript is spliced from 2 exons. NCBI's taxonomy places the organism in Eukaryota, Metazoa, Nematoda, Chromadorea, Rhabditida, Strongyloididae. Gene Ontology annotation, molecular function: ATP binding; nucleic acid binding; RNA helicase activity. Gene Ontology annotation, cellular component: nucleus.